CUAUUGGCAAAAAGCCCUUGACUGUUAUUCCAUUGCUAAUGCGAUUAAAAUUGCAGCUAGGGAAGCAAAAGAAAGAUUAAAUGUUUCACUUAAGGUUAGCGUAAUUUUGCCUACGAACAUAAAUGGGAAAGCAAGAAUAGAUAGCGCUAACUACGUGAUUAAAAAGCGUGAAGUAUUUGAACAGUUAGGCAUUUGCACUCAAUUGAUAAAAGUUUCGCCUCAAUACAGUGAGCUACAAAUUAAAGAACUCCUUAAAGGCUUAAGUAGUGAUCCUAGCAAUACUGGUAUCAUUUUACAACUACCAUUCCCGUCUAGCUUUUCAGUUAAUAAAAUUGAUAUUUUAAAUACAAUACCUAUCUACAAGGACAUUGAUGGACUAACUACAGGUUCAAUGGGCAAUUUAUUUGACUUAGAAAAAGGUCUAAAGCCUGCUACUCCGCUUGGCAUUUGCAGUAUUUUUGAUUACUACAAUAUUUCAACAGAAGGAAAACAUAUUGUAAUUAUGGGUAAAGGUCAGCUCGUGGGAAAGCCGCUUGCCUGUAUGCUAAUGGGUCAUCCUUAUAACGCUACAGUGACAAUCUGUGAUAUAUAUACAGAAAAUAUAAAAAAAAUUGCUAAAAGUGCUGAUACCUUGAUCGUUGCUAUUGGCAAGCCGCUUCAUGUUAAUGAAGAUCUAGUCAAACCUGAUGCUGUAGUAAUCGAUGCAGGCAUUAAUAGAACCCCAGCAGGAUUUGCCAAUGGAAAUGCAAAGAUUGUAGGCGAUGUAGAUCACUCAGUGCAUGAAAAGUGCAAAUACUAUACUCCAGUACCAGGAGGCGUUGGCUUGCUUACCGUUGCUUCAUUAGCUUUUAAUACUGUUAAUGCAAGCAUUUUGCAGCGUGGAUUGCCAUCUUUGAAUUUAUCUCAGAUAAUAAGAGAAAAAUAUUCAGUUAAGGCAGUUGAAAAAAAUAGUAUAUCUAUUAAUAAAGCAAUUGAAAAGAAGAAACUAAACCUUUUAUUGUUCUCUUCUGCUUACAACGGUAUGACACAGAGAAUAGAGCAUGGAUUACUUCGCCUUGGCCAUGUAGUAACAUUCCAAAUAGCCGACUCAGAUGAAGCAAUGUGUUUUGCUUUCGCACAGCAUAAACCUGACUUAAUUAUUUGUCCAACGCUUAUGAAAGCAAUACCUGAGGAUAUCUAUACCAAAGUAAAAUGUCUUAUUGUUCAUCCUGGAAUUAAGGGUGACAGAGGCCCUUCCUCAUUAGAUUGGGCUAUUCUCAAUAGCAAAGAUGAAUGGGGGGUUACUAUUCUUGAAGCUGAUAAGGAAAUGGACUCGGGUGCCAUCUGGGCAAGUGAAAACUUCUUAGUUCCAAAAGUUAUUGCUAAGACACAUUUAUAUAAUUCUCAAGUUAUUAAUACGGCAUCAAAGUUGGUGCUUGAAUGUGUCAAAAAGUUUCAAUUGAAUAAUUUUAAGCCUGAGUCACUAAACUAUGCUAAUCCUUCUGUGAAAGGCCGGCUUCAUGAAACUAUUAAGCAGACGCAUUCACAUAGACAAAUAAAUUGGGAAAUGGAUACUACUGAAAUUAUUUUAAGAAAAAUACGUGCAGCUGAUAGUCAGCCAGGAGUUAAGGCAGAAAUUGAGCUUGAUAACCAAAAAAUAACAAGAUUCUUGUAUGGUGGACAUUAUGAAGGAGCAAUUAACAAAGACCUGAUAGCUUGUCCUGGAAAAGUUCUUGCUAGACGAGAUGAGGCCAUUUGUAUUGCUGCCAAAGAUGGUGCAUUUUGGAUUUCUCAGUUGCGUUCACCUAAGACAAAAUUAAAUCCUUAUCCAUUUAAGUUGCCUGCCACUACACAACUAGGUAAAUUAUCCGAAAAUAUUUCUGCAAUUAAUCUUGAACAGGUUCUUAUAGCGCCAACUCUUGCCACUUUUCAAGAGAUAAGCCUUGAGUUGUUCGACUCCUAUGGUGUCUUAAAUUUUAACUUUUACAAUGGGGCCAUGAGCACUUCACAGUGUGAAAGGCUUUUAAAGGCAAUCAAAGAAUGUAAAAAUUUGCCUGUUAAAGGAUUGAUUCUUGCAGGCAGCGCUAAUAAUUGGUCAAAUGGUAUUAACUUAAAUGUUAUUCAAAAUGCUGCUGAUCCAAGCCUAGAAGGAUGGAAAAAUAUCAAAGCAAUAAACGAAGUAGUUAAAGAAAUUAUCGGGCUUUCAAAUAUUAUAACAAUAUCAGCAAUACAAGCUAAUGCUGGCGCAGGCGGAGUUUAUCUCGGACUUGCAACCGACUUUUCGUUUGUUAGACCAGGCGUUGUUUUAAACCCUCACUACAAAAAUAUGGGUUUAUAUGGUUCAGAGUUACAUACUUAUACUGUACCCAGGAGAGUGGGCAUGCUUGCUUUAGAUAAACUUAAAGACAAUGCCAGGCCAUUGCUAGCUGUUGAGGCAAUUGAAAUUGGUUUGUUUGAUGACUUGAUGGAGCAAAAACAGAAAAUCAAUUAUCAAAAUACAACAAAAGCUGAAGGGGAUUUUUUAGAUGAUGUUAAAAAAUUUAUGGAAACAUUUGUGAAUGAUCCAAUACGAGUUUCGAAAUUUAUUGAAAACAAGCAGACUGCUCGCAUGCAAGAUGACAUAGUUAGAAAAUUAGAUGAACAUGAAAAACAUGAAUUAGAGGAAAUGCACAAAGACAUAUUUGAAAACCGUCACAAUUUUCAUGAAAAAAGAUGGGCUAAAAACAAUCCGUAUAAAUUUACUAUGAACAGUUUACGGAAAGAAUUUCCCAUUUUUCAGAAACAAAAGAAAUUAAUUUAUUUAGAUAGCGCUGCUACUAGUCUAAAGCCAAAGACAGUAAUUAAAGCCAUCAACGACUAUAAUCAAAAUUAUUCCAUUAAUUCGCACAGCGAAAGCAGCGUACCUUUGUUUAAGGCAGUUGUUUUUUUGCCUUCUACCACUUACGCGCUUAAUAUUUUAGCCUUAUCUUUGAAAGUUCAUUUACAAGCCGGAGACCGAAUUUGUUUGGCUUACCUCGAACAUAGCGCUAAUCUUCACCCUUGGCAAGACCUUGCCCAAGAGAAAGGAGUUAUUAUUGACUACUUGCCUUUGAAUAAAGAAGUUACAAUUGAUAUUGAUAAAUUAAAUAAUAUAUUGAUAAAAAAACCAAAAUACAAUAGUUUAGGAGUAAUUAAUCCCAUCACAGAAAUUACUAAAAAAAUUAAAGAAAUUAAUCCUAAAUGCUUAGUUAUCAUAGAUGCCUGUCAAAGUAUUAUCCAUGUUCCUAUUGAAGUAGAAAAUGGAAAAAAAAUUGGACCAGCCGAAAAGAGCGCAGAACUAAACUUGCCUCUCUCCCAAAAAUUCGAAGUAGGAACCUUACCCUUAGCAGAAAUUUUUGGUUUAAAAGCCGCCUUUGAAUUUUUAGAUAAUUUUGCUUCCCAGGAAAUUUAUAAAUAUGAAAAUGAUUUACGCAAUUAUGCUCUUCAAAAAUUAAAAACCAUCAAAAAUAUAUUAAUUGGUACUAAUUCAGCUUUACGAACAUCUUUAGGAGUAUACAACAAUCGCAAAGAUAUUGAUAAA
Molecule: messenger RNA, 3538 nt
Organism: Racocetra fulgida
Lineage: Eukaryota; Fungi; Glomeromycota; Glomeromycetes; Diversisporales; Gigasporaceae
Source: the annotation of a GenBank genome assembly